GCACCCCUAUGAGCAGGGACAGAGGCCCCCCUCAUGCUGCCCAAAUGUGGAGCCCCCAGAACGCUGAGGCCCGGAAGGCGCGGCCCCCCCUCCCCUCCCCGCUGGACUUCUGACCCGCCUCGCCCCUCCCCUCCGCGCUGACACCUUUGCCCUGAGCAGCCUCCUCCGGCGCAGGCUGGGGCUGAUCCGCGCCAUGGCCAUGUUCUCCCUGCCCUCCCUCCCCUCCUGGCUCCCCAGCCUCUCAUCCCCGCAGUGGGGCUCCGGCCUCCUCGACCCCGUCCUGCAGGGCCUCAUCGGGGCCUGCGGAGUCUCGGUCCUCAACAGCCUCCUGAGGGUCUACUUCUUCGUGAGCUGUGCCAGCAACCCCCGGCAGCGGCUGGAGAGGCAGCGGCUGCGGGCCCGGUGGGCUUUGCUGGACGCGGUGCACCUGGCCGGCCUGGCCCUGAUCCUGACGGUCCUGGGGGCCCGGGUGGCCGCCCUCGUGGUGCUCGAGUUCUCCCUCCGGGCUGUGUCCACGCUGCUCUCCCUGCGCAAGGGCUCCGAGAGGGAGAGGCUGCAGCUGUACCUGCUGUGCCAGUACUCGCUGGGCUGUGCGCUGAGCUGCGGCCUGAGCUUCCUGCAGGAGGGCGCCCCCCACCGCACCCUAAACCUGCUGCUGGGCCUCUGGCUGGCCGCACUGCUUAGCUCGGGCGCCCGGCGCCUCUGCCGCCACGUGAACCAGCUCUACGAGCUGCACAGCAGCCAGAACUACUGCGGGGUCUGCCUGGGUCUGCUGGCGGGCGCCCACCACCUCCCUCCGCUGCUGACCCGCGCCCUGGCCGUGGCCUUCGCUGUGGGUGACCUGGCGGCCGUGGCCCUCAUCAACCAGGACUUCCCCACCACCUCGGACGCCGUGCGCUUCUGGACGCCGCUGGUCAUCUGCUAUGCCCUGCUGGUCAUCUACAUGCAGGAGGAGCAGAGGCAGCAGCCUGGCCUGCAGGGCCAGGUCCAGACUUUGCUGGUGCGCAUGGGUGGCCUCUUCGUGCUGCUGCUGACCGUGGGCAGCUGGCUGGACCUCCUGGGAAUCCUCCUGUCCCUGCUGGGCGAGCUCUGGUGCCUGGCCAGCAUCCACACUCUGCUGGACCUCUGCCAGAUACAGGAUUCUCCAUCCCAGAGGCCUUCGGUGUCAGCUCCAAGGCAGCCUCAGUCCCAGCCCUCAGCACGUGCUCAGCCCCAGGGGACAGCCCCCUCCUGACCUGCCGUAGCAAAGACUCAGAGUCUGUCUCAGGCCCACCCGGGCUCAUCCAGAGGCCUGGACCCCAGGACACUGCCCCGAAGCAGGGGGGCAGGCUGGCCCCCACCUGGGGGCUCCGUGGAGGGAGGGGAGGGUUUGGGGCUGGGCCCUCUAAAGGGGGGGCAUGUGGAGGCCGCUGGGUGAAGCCCUAUGUUUCUCAGCCCCCUCGGACCCGCCUUCCCUGGGAGACUAUUGCGUUCUCUGAAUGGCCCCCCUUCACCGCCCCCUCCACAAACAGUAAUAAAGAUGAUUUUUUUCAACCUGCGCUUAGAAUCAUGAACACACAGAGGGAAAGAGGCCGUCCUGGGGCCACACAGCCCUUCUGGCUGGGGCUGGGUCCCCUGGGGUGUAGGUCAGUAUUGAGGUGGCUGAGGAAGCGACAGGGACGCGGCGGCGUGGACUCGUGGUCUAUACAGCAGCCACUCAGUUGUGGGUGGACGGUGUCUGUGUCCUGUCCCAUCCUAGGCUAAGACCGUGGGGGUCCUUGCCACCUCAGCCUCGCUCCUCCGGGAGGCUACAGGGCAUCUGGGAAGAGGCUGGGUACCAGCUCUGCCUACUUGCUGUGUGCCCUUAGGUGGGUCGCUGCCACUCUCUGAGCCAGUCCAAAGGAAUAUUGCCACAUGUAGGGUGCUGACCACGUACCAAGCACUUUUAUGAUCUCAUUUUGUUCUGACAUCAGCCCACGACACAGAUACUGUUAUCCCUUUUUACAGAUUCAGAAACAAGCUCAGGGGCCCCUGGGAGGCUCAGUGGGUGAACGACUGCCUUCAG
This is a messenger RNA of Nyctereutes procyonoides (raccoon dog), 2044 nucleotides long. RefSeq names its product transmembrane protein 82 (gene TMEM82). The record is from RefSeq and is a predicted model, not a curated record. The transcript has 6 exons. Bases 194 to 1234 code for a protein of 346 amino acids. Lineage: Eukaryota; Metazoa; Chordata; Mammalia; Carnivora; Canidae.